CGUUAAGUGUUCGUCAUUAUUGAUGAAAGAUGGACUUUCUUCCUAGUACGUGUCUUAUAAAAAUUUUUUGCUUCUGUUAAUGCUAAUUAUCUAUGCAUUAACUAAUUAUCGAUACCAAUUAACAACGAGCUGAGCGUUUGUGUCUUAUGAAUGGAUUCGUUUCACAAGGAAAUGUUUCGUGGUAAUACAUGCACCUUUCAAAUAAAAAAAACAGGUGCAAUUAUAAGGCUAAUACAAAAUAAUAACAGCAAUUCGACUGCUUUCUUUGUUCCAACCCAAUUUACCCGAACAACCGACUUCCGCACGCCAAAAACAAUGACGACAACCGGCUCUGAAGAUAUGCAAACGGAUAUGAGCAUCAUCAAAUACGGUUCUGAAAAAGAUGAAAUAAUAUGGCGGGCAGCCUUCAGCGAAAGUGGCAAGUGGCUGGCGGAGGUGAAAUGAGUUCGGCGUCCCGAUCUGGGGCACGUUAGGCCGCUGAAAAUGCUAUUUUACAAUUUGUUGUCUUCCAGCGACGUAUAAAUAUUGGAGGGGUGACACGAACAUGCCAUUUGUUCUUUACUCGUGACUGUGAAUUGUUCUCUCUAGAUGUUUGGUAUGAUGAAGUUGCUGGUACAAUUUCUGUGCUUGGUUUGCCUUGCGACAGCAGAAGUGGCAAAACCUCAAGAUGAUAAAACGAAGCUAACACAAAAUGUUGUAAAUGUGCAGAAGCCUGAACAACAGUACUACCCCCAGCUUCAAUACCAACCUGUACAAGUACAACCCCAGGUCCUUCAUGCAGCUGUUCAAACCCAACAACCACAAUACGUCCAGGUAAUACCAAAGCAAGUGUUUGUCCAGCAACCCCAACCACAACCUGCCAUGAUCAUAAUAGCACAACCUGCUCUAGUACCUUCGAAUUUACUUUAUGGAGGAGCAACCCAACAGUUACUUAACUAUUUCCACAGCAAUCCUCAAGCUAGGUACCAACUUCUUCACGGGAACUACCAACAAGCUCCUCAACCCAAAUUCAUCCAUCAACCAGUAGUGAACGCUUUACCAUCGAUUGCAAACUACCAAGUCGUAGCACCAGCCCCAUUCCAACCACAGGCACCUCAACAACAUUAUCAGAUUCCAGUGGCCCCACCACAACCCCAGUACCAAGUGGCGGCACCCCAAUUCCACACAAUCCCAGCCAGUUCGGUGCCCACAACUGCACCUGCACAAGAAAUGUACGCACCAUCCAACAACUACCAGCCCAAAAACAUGCAGCUCAAUCAGAUCGCCCAUCUGGCCCAGCUGGCCGCGCAGCAGUACCUAACCACUAAGCAAACGCCCGCCAUCAUCACAGGAUUCGAGAACUUCACGCCCGAACAACAGGCGCACAUCAAGUCGCAGCUGAGCGCCCACUUCGGACAGAUCAACGACGUGUCACCCGCCCAACAGCAGGCGGGCAAAACUCAGUACGCCCAGCAGUACUCGUCCAAAUUUCAGGCAAGCCUGAGCGACUUCGUGCCCAGUCCACAAGUUAAGGGUGGCGAGACCACCGGGGCGGGCAUCGCCGCCCCCAAAGCCAAAUAUUCGAAGAUGUAAUUUUGAAUCUGUGCCUUUUUCGUUUCGUCUGUGUUCUUAUUUAUUUUUCGUUCUAGAAAAUACGACUAUCAUUUUUUUUAUUGACCGGUACAGUAUUUAAGUUUCGGUGACAGAUUUCCGACAAGACUGAAAUUCACACCAGUAUAGUUUAUUGUACCAUUUCGUUUAGCGUUAGGGUUUUUUGUGUAUUUAUUCAUUAUUG
Aethina tumida (small hive beetle) is the source of this 1774-nucleotide messenger RNA. RefSeq lists its product as uncharacterized. NCBI's taxonomy places the organism in Eukaryota, Metazoa, Arthropoda, Insecta, Coleoptera, Nitidulidae. Bases 589 to 1572 code for a protein of 327 amino acids. The record is from RefSeq and is a predicted model, not a curated record. The transcript is spliced from 4 exons.